This is a messenger RNA of Cucurbitaria berberidis CBS 394.84, 847 nucleotides long. RefSeq lists its product as uncharacterized. Lineage: Eukaryota; Fungi; Ascomycota; Dothideomycetes; Pleosporales; Cucurbitariaceae. The transcript is spliced from 2 exons. The record is from RefSeq and is a predicted model, not a curated record. The coding region runs from base 29 to 619 and encodes 196 amino acids.
GACUGAAGCAAUCGAGCCGAGGACCAAGAUGCCGAAGGCCGAAGAGGCGUUGCGCUUGUGCUACUACAUGCGCUCGCAAGGCUUCGACAGCUACGCUGUCAUCAGGGACGGCGUGAUAAGCCUCUUCCUAGUCGAUGCACGCUUGCACGCGAAUGAUGAGAAUUCUGAGCACCUAUACUGGAUGCAGCACGUCAAGACGAACCUUAUCACGUAUAUGGCUCCUUCUAGCAGCGGCGGGGGUGGUGGUGGUGUUAUGCGGGCUGGAGUUGCGAGGAGGAAUGCGCUGGCGGCCAACGAUCGUAGACUGAUACCUACUGCUACUGGAGAACUCAGGUACUAUUCGGGGCUCGAGGCCCCCCUAGGUCACAUGCGCGGUGGAGCAGGCGGUCCAGCAGAUGGUCAAGAGAAUGGUAUGCAUGCCGGUGCAGAGGGUCGGGGUGCAACCGCAAGUGCUGCUGGAGGAGCACGGCAGCCAGAGACAGUCGACGUGAUUGCUCAACUGCGGGCUCGAAUCAGUGCCCUUGAUCGCCUACUCGAAAAUCCCGUCCAAGAUCCUGAUGCCGUCGCUGCCGUCUUGUUGGAAAUUGGAGAGCUUGAGGGACAAAUGGGCCGGGCUUAGGGGCGCCGAGAUGUCUAUUCCGCGCCACUGGCAAGUGGUCGCUGGGCUGCAUGGGCGACACGUUAUCUCAGAGCAAGGGAAGUAUGGAUGGGCACCUAUGUGGGAUGUGGGACGAGGCGGGUAGCGAGACGGACGAGUUCUUGAUAGAGUGCAUCUUGCUUCUGUACACUCAAGUGACAAGGUUCUGGAUAGAGUAGACUGAUAGCCCAAGAGUUAUUGAUGAACCAC